This is a messenger RNA of Baudoinia panamericana UAMH 10762, 785 nucleotides long. RefSeq lists its product as uncharacterized. The transcript has 5 exons. The record is from RefSeq and is a predicted model, not a curated record. Bases 137 to 634 code for a protein of 165 amino acids. NCBI's taxonomy places the organism in Eukaryota, Fungi, Ascomycota, Dothideomycetes, Mycosphaerellales, Teratosphaeriaceae.
AUUGCAAUGCCGAUCGCUGAGAUUCCGCUUGCACGGCCCGCUGUACCGCCAGUUAUGAACAGGCUAAUCUCAACUCAAGUGGCACCUCACCUUUCACUCUUUCCCAAGCAUUCGCAUCUGAACAGUUGACAACACCAUGACGAGGGCUCAGUGGCUCGCGGAUCUUGAGGAGAAUGGCUACGUGGUUAUACCUAACGUGAUCCCGCAGUCUUCGUGCGAUACAUUUCAGGAGCUCGCGCUGCAGCUCGAGUCCUUCCACGGCUUCAAGCGGGACGACAUAACUACAUGGACGGACGAGCAUCUACCUUUUGGCGUGAAAGGCGGUCUGUACAAUCGAUAUUCAGUCAACCAUGAAGCCUUCGUUUGGAAGAUCAGAACCGAACCUGGCAUCAUCAAGAUCUUCGAACAGAUUUGGCGUACGGACGAUCUGAUUGCAUCCUUUGACGGCAUCAAUGUUACUUUGCCUAUCAACGCAGCCACUGGACGAAAGGAUAUGGAACCCACCACGCCGUGGCCACGUAAGGCCUUUUCAGAUCAGGAGCAACAGUGCAAAGGGCUCACGAUGCUGCAGAUAUUGACCAAAACCCACGAAACGUCUCCGAGUUCCAGCUCUAUCAAGGCAUUGCAAACCUGAGUCCGUCCGGUCCGCAUGACGGGGGCUUGGUUGUUCUUGCUGGCUCUCAUAAGCUCCAUUCGGAUUUCUUCUCAGCCACUGGUGGCUUCAAGGAGUCUCAGAACCUCGGUCACGGCAAGAACGGCUAUGACUUUACAGCCGCCGAAGCCGA